This is a messenger RNA of Macrosteles quadrilineatus (aster leafhopper), 378 nucleotides long. Its product is annotated as ribonuclease H-like. Gene Ontology annotation, molecular function: RNA-DNA hybrid ribonuclease activity; nucleic acid binding. The annotation marks the transcript as partial. The transcript has a single exon. Lineage: Eukaryota; Metazoa; Arthropoda; Insecta; Hemiptera; Cicadellidae. The record is from RefSeq and is a predicted model, not a curated record.
AUGACUGCGAUUAUGGUAUGUGCUAGGGAAAACCUGAGGCUAGGCUUCAGGGACAUCAACAUUUCCAUUUUUACAGACAGCCAGGCUGCGCUCAAAGCGCUUGACUCCUAUGAAUUCAAUUCUAAGGUGGUCUGGGACUGCCUUUCUGCGGUAUGUGACCUGGGCAGGCGCAACAAGGUAACGCUCUGUUGGGUUCCUGGGCACUCAGGGAUAGAAGGGAAUGAGGUGGCUGACAGGCUAGCAAAUGUCGCGUCAGCUUCAGACUUCGUGGGACCACAGCCUUUCUGUGGAAUCUCUCGUGGGCAUGCAUGUCACUCAGUCAUGGCAUGGGCUCAGGAGGAACACAGGAAAAGAUGGGUUAGGCUUCAGCACCAUAGG